Labeo rohita (rohu) is the source of this 1589-nucleotide messenger RNA. RefSeq lists its product as uncharacterized. The record is from RefSeq and is a predicted model, not a curated record. The transcript has a single exon. Lineage: Eukaryota; Metazoa; Chordata; Actinopteri; Cypriniformes; Cyprinidae. The annotation marks the transcript as partial.
AUGUUACCCUUGGGUGAUAUCAUCAGGAAAUAUGGUGUUAGCUUUCACUGCUAUGCUGAUGAUACCCAGCUCUAUAUUUCUUCGCGGCCUGGCGAAACGUACCAAUUUGAAAAACUAAUGGAUUGUGUAGUUGAGUUAAAAAAUUGGAUGACAAGUAAUUUCUUACUGCUAAAUUCUGAAAAAACAGAGGUGUUAGUUAUUGGGCCUAAAACCUCAGCGUGUAAUAACCUAAAACACUGUCUAAUACUUGAUGGCUGCUCUGUCAAUUCUUCGUCAUCAGUUAGGAACCUAGGUGUGCUAUUUGAUGGUAAUCUUUCCUUUGAAAACCACAUCUCUAGUGUUUGCAAAACUGCAUUUUUCCAUCUCAAAAAUAUAUCUAAACUACGACCUAUGCUAUCAAUGUCAAAUGCUGAAACAUUAAUUCAUGCGUUUAUGACCUCACGGUUAGAUUAUUGUAAUGCUUUAUUGGGUGGUUGUUCUGCUCGCUUAAUAAACAAACUCCAGCUGGUCCAAAAUGCAGCAGCUAGAGUUCUUACUAGAACCAAAAAGUAUGAUCAUAUUAGCCCGGUUCUGUCUACACUGCACUGGCUCCCUAUUAAACAUCGUAUAGAUUUUAAAAUCUUGCUAAUUACUUAUAAAGCCCUGAAUGGUUUAGCUCCCCAGUACCUGAGUGAGCUCUUAUCGCAUUAUAGUCCCUCACGUCCGCUGCGUUCUCAAAACUCUGGCAAUUUGAUAAUACCGAGAAUAUCAAAAUCAACCGCGGGCGGCAGAUCUUUUUCUUAUUUAGCGCCCAAACUCUGGAACAAUCUACCCUACAAUGUUCGGGACGCAGACACACUCUGUCAGUUUAAAUCUAGAUUAAAGACCCAUCUCUUUAACCUUGCUUACACAUAACAAAUCCACAUUCUUAUAAUUCAAAUCCAUUAAAGGAUUGUUAGGCUGCACUAAUUAGGUCAACCGGAACCGGGAACACUUCCCAUAACACCCGAUGUACUCGGUGCAUCGUCAGAAGAAUGGCAUCUACGCUAAUAUUAGUCUGUUUCUCUCUUAUUCCGAGGUCACAUUAACCACCAGAUCCAGUCCGUAUCCAGAUCAUAUGGUCACUGCAGUCCCCCGGAUCCAGUCCGAACCCAGCCCAGACGGUGGAUCAGCACCUAGAGACGACCUCUACAGCCCUGAAUGUCAGCGGAGUCCACAUCAACUAGAUGAGCCCCAGAGACGGAUCCACAUUAAAGACCACAUCACCUAGACGGCUGUCGGCACAAGACCACGGGAACUUUGGCCAGAGGAGAACUGGCCCCCCGACUGAGCCUGGUUUCUCCCAAGGUUUUUUUCUCCAUUUGUCACCGAUGGAGUUUUGGUUCCUUGCCGCUGUCGCCUCUGGCUUGCUUAGUUGGGGACACUUUCUCUUAACACAAUAUUGCAUUUUACUUUAUUGUUUUUGAUUAACUACCUUUACCUAUAAUGUGAGUGUUUAAUGUUGCCUUUGGCAUUGUUGAUGUACUGUUUCCUAUUUAAUACUGUACAGCCGCCUUGUCACAAUUCUGUAUUGUUAAAGGCGGUAUAUAAAUAAAGGUGACUUGACUUGA